This is a messenger RNA of Purpureocillium takamizusanense, 1205 nucleotides long. RefSeq lists its product as uncharacterized. NCBI's taxonomy places the organism in Eukaryota, Fungi, Ascomycota, Sordariomycetes, Hypocreales, Ophiocordycipitaceae. The transcript is spliced from 2 exons. The record is from RefSeq and is a predicted model, not a curated record. Bases 553 to 1080 code for a protein of 175 amino acids.
CCACCACUGCCGAGCACCACCAGCAGCCCUACGAGUGUACCUAGGUACCUUGUAGGAAUUUGUCCUCUCCACCCACACCAGUUUGCUGGUUCCGUCACAGGCGCGCACCUCCACGCGCGCCAGGCACCGCCUGCCACAUCAGGCGCCACCGGCCAGACGGACGUUCCGCUCCGUUCCCAAUGACCGGUUGAACCUCGUCAGGACCGGGACCCCAGUUUCGUUCAACCCGCUGGGAAAUUCCUCGUCGUCGUCUCACCACCACCACUACCACCACCCACCACAACAUCCAACCGACAGGCGGGAGAUCUCGAGAGUUACACACAUGCACGCGCACGCACGCACGACGCGCUCUCCGACCUUUUUCCUCCCCAGGAGUACGGCACAGCACAACAUCCAUCUAUCUUUCUGACGAGAAGCGAUUGCGCACAACCACCUCAUCCGCUGCGCGCCCGUUCGAUCCGCCCCUCGAGGGCCCUCUCUCUCGCCACUACCAGCCACCACCACCCACAUCCCCCUUCCACAAGUCAGCCUGCUGCUGCCGACGCCGCCGCCAUGUUCUGCCUACGGAGCUGGCUCCCGCUGCUCUUCAUCCCCACCAACGCCUCGCCGGCCUUCAUCUUCCUCUUCUUCGUCUGCACCUACUUCCUCAACCGGCCCUGCGUAUACUGCUCCAUCCUCCUCCUCAUCCUCUUCCUAACCUCGUGCAACUGGUCCGACCGCUGCUUCUUUGACUUUCGCAGCGACUGGUUCCUCCCGCGCUCCUCCGCCGUCUCAACAACAACGGCAGCCUCGACGACCGCCACAUCCGCAGCGCAUAACGCCACGAUACAUGGCCAUUAUAACCUCGAAACCAACGAUGCCGCAGCAACGGCCGCCGCCGCCGCCGCCGCCGCAGACGCCUUCAACGCGACCGUCGUCGAGAUGCUCAACUCGACGGCCCGCGCCCUCGCCGGCGCCGCGGCCGACCAGGUGGCUGCCAAGCGCGCCGAGUGGACGGGCCUGGGCAUGGAGUGGCUGAGGAGCCUGCUCGGCCGCCGGGAGUGGAGGAUCGAGUGCAUGGAUAUCUACAUUCGGCUGUGAAGCUGCUGCUGCUGGGAACAGGGCUACUGCGUGUAAUUAUAUGGUGCAGCGGAGAUGACCGAAAAACCCACAGCGAGUCUUUUAACUCGGUGCUUUUCUGAAUGUGGGAUCAUAGAACUACGGCG